Messenger RNA from Trichomycterus rosablanca, 2176 nucleotides. It is a transcript of the gene mpp1, whose product is annotated as MAGUK p55 scaffold protein 1. Lineage: Eukaryota; Metazoa; Chordata; Actinopteri; Siluriformes; Trichomycteridae. Gene Ontology annotation, molecular function: signaling receptor binding. The record is from RefSeq and is a predicted model, not a curated record. The transcript has 12 exons. Gene Ontology annotation, cellular component: plasma membrane; cell-cell junction. Bases 180 to 1586 code for a protein of 468 amino acids.
ACUCAUGCUAACCUACGUCUAUUAGCUUUGUCAACACGAGCUCCGAUUUAAUAAUCACCCCGAACUUCGGACUUUGUGCAGAAACGUGAAGUUUAUCUCAAGUCGUCGUGUCCUCGUCGCUCUCUUUUUCCUCCGACUGGCCUCUUGUCUCCCAUAUCAGAAGACUGACGAGUCAAAAUAUGACGUUAAAGUCGAAUAAAAACGAACCGGCGGUGGUUUUGGAGCGGGUGAACAGCGCGCGCUCGGCUCUGUCAGACCUUUAUUUGGAACAGCUGCUUCAAAACAAACCCAAAGCGGACAAGAUGACCAAACAGACAUCUGACGUGAAGGAACUGGACAUGUACACCAAUGGCAGCACUGGCCACAUAAACGGCAAAGAAGUAUUAAAGAUGCGUGAGGUGGCCUUCGAAAAGCACCCAUCAGAACCAUUGGGAGUAACUUUAAAGCUGAAUGAGAAACAGAAGUGCACGGUGGCAAGAAUAUUACAUGGGGGAAUGAUCCACAGACAAGGUUCUUUACACGAAGGGGAUGAAAUUACUGAGAUCAAUGGCAAGAGUGUUGCGAAUCAGAGUGUGGACCAACUGCAAAAGAUUUUGAAAGACACAGAUGGUGUGGUCACUCUGAAAGUCAUCCCCAAUCAGCAAAACCGCUUACUGGUUUGUGUGAUGUAUAUGAGGGCUCAGUUUGACUACGACCCAGCCAAAGAUGACCUCAUCCCUUGCAAAGAGGCUGGCCUUAAAUUUCAAACCGGAGACAUUAUUCAGAUCAUAAAUAAGCAGGAUCCAAACUGGUGGCAAGGCAGGGUAGAAAAUUCUGGCAAAGACUUUGCCGGACUCAUUCCUUCCCCAGAACUUCAAGAAUGGCGUGUGGCCAGCAAAAGUAAGAGCAAAGCGGAGGCCAGUCCAUCCUGUAGUCCUUUUGGCAAAAAGAAGAAAUGCAAAGACAAGUACCUGGCCAAACAUAGUUCUAUCUUUGAUCAGCUUGAUGUCAUUUCUUAUGAAGAGGUUGUUCAGCUCCCUGCAUUUAAUCGUAAAACCCUGGUACUUAUUGGUGCACCCGGUGUAGGAAGGAGUCAUAUAAAAAGUUUGCUGCUGACCAAAUACCCAGAAAAGUUUGCCUACCCUGCACCUCACACGACCAGACCUCCAAGAAAAGAUGAAGAGAAUGGCCAAGAAUAUUACUUCAUCUCAAAUGAUGUGAUGACCAAAUGCAUUGUGGGGAAUGAGCUCCUAGAGUAUGGCAGCUUCCAGGGCAAUAUGUUUGGCACCAAGAUUGAGACCAUUCAGAAGAUCCAUGAGCAAGGCAAGAUCACAUUGCUGGAUGUAGAACCUCAGACUCUGAAGCUCCUCAGAACGGCUGAUUUCGCUCCCCUCAUCGUGUUCAUAGCUCCAACCACCACUGGUAACCAGUCAGAGGCACUGCAAGCAAUCCAAAAGGAAUCGGACACUAUUCUCAGCACGUACCGCCACUUCUUCGAUGUGAUUCUGGUGAAUAACGAUGUAGAGGAGAGCGUGAGAGGCGUCGAAGAGGCCCUGGAGAAAGCGUCCUCUACCCCACAGUGGGUUCCUGUGUCCUGGGUUUACUGAACACCCACCACCAGAUCCUCCCUCCGAUCAAACCAGGGAACCCUUUCUAUUGUAAACCAGGUGCAAUACCAAGUCAUGAGACUAAGCAUGAGUGUUAGUUUUAAUAAGCAAUACAUUUUUGUUUGUUUUGUUUAUCGAAUUGAAUGUAAUGGAAGUUAAGACAGAAGUGUUAAAGGGGAGAGCGCUACGAGGUGCUAAUAAAUAUCAGGUAGAAGGUGUAGGGUAAAUAAUGCAAAUAGGACCGCUACUGUGCUAAACACCACAUUUCAAGGUUCGACUUUGUGGUUUUAAAAUUGUUGUAUUAUUUACGUUUGCUAACAAACAGGGAACUUGUGUACAUGUCGACGGGUUGUCCAGAUGUUUCAGCUGUCUUGAAGUCUUUGAUCGUAAGAGAUGUUGCUCAUAAAGUAUUAUACUUUUGGAAUAAACUAAAACAUUCACCACUGGAAAUUUUUUUCUUUGUUUAGUUUUAGAUUAUUUAUUAUUGUAAUCUCAUACAUUAUAUAAGUAAAAGUAUGUGAAUACUUGACCAUAUAAAUUUUUGGACGACAUUAAAAAUCACAGGCAUUAAUAAAGUUCUUUGUGAUUUA